UGUAAUGAGGAAGCUGUUGGUUCUCGCUUUCAUCGUAGCUACGGCCUAUGGAUGUGGUCUUCCCAUUUUCUCUCCUGUGCUGAGCAGAGUGGUGGCAGGACAGGAUGUUAGGCGUCACAGCUGGCCCUGGCAGAUCUCGCUGCAGUCAGACAGCAGCGGGGGCUGGAGUCACGUCUGUGGAGGCACUCUCAUCUCCUCCCACUGGGUUCUCACUGCUGCUCACUGUAUCAGUGACCGCUACAACUACAGAGUGGAGCUGGGCAAACACAGUCUGAAGGCGAGCGAGGAGGGCUCCAUAGCUGUGAGGGCAGCGGACAUCAUCACACAUGAGGACUACAACGUCCUGCUCAGCCGUAACGACAUUGCCCUGAUCAAGUUAUCUUCUCCUGUCACCUUCUCUGACACAAUCACGCCGGCCUGCCUCCCAGACCAGGGUGUCGUCCUGAGCCACGGUUCUCCCUGCUACGUCACUGGCUGGGGUCGACUCUCCACCGAUGGUCCUCCGGCGGACAUCCUGCAGCAGGUUCUUCUGCCAGUCGUCGGCCGUGAGAUCUGCUCACAGCCCGACUGGUGGAGCGUCCUGGCAACAGACAAGAUGGUCUGUGCCGGUGGAGACGGCAUCAUCGCGGGCUGUAACGGAGACUCUGGUGGACCUCUGAAUUGCCAGAACCCCGAUGGCUCCUGGGACGUCCACGGGAUUGUGAGCUUUGGCUCCGGUCAGGGCUGUAAUGUCUUCCAGAAACCUACAGUCUUCACACAAGUCAGCUCCUACAUCGGCUGGAUCAACACAGUUAUGACCAACUACUGAAGAAGCUAUUCAAGGGUUUGGUUUUGUAUUUAAUUACCCCAAAAACAAUGAUCUAUGAUGUGUUUUCUUAUGUCUGCUGAGAUGUUUCAUUACUCUGCAAGUGGGACUUUGACCAAAGCAUCGAGAAAUGUGUCUUACCUUUCAGCUUUCAGCGUAAGGAGCAGCAACUAAAACAAGAAAAUAGAUUCAAACAUUCAGAAAAAAAAUCACACUGAUUGAAUGAGAAUAAUAAUCAAAGGCGAAAUACACAUCUUACACACUGGUUCCAUAAAAAACAAACACUUUUAUUUCUCAUAAAAUAUUCAUGAGAUCAAUUAUUUUUGCUCUUCCGGGGCGGACAACACUUUCCACAAACACAAUUUAAACUAUGACAGACAAGUAUAUAUUCACAGUACACACAGUAUAAAAGGAAAUAUAUGUAUAUAA
This is a messenger RNA of Solea senegalensis (Senegalese sole), 1234 nucleotides long. Its product is annotated as chymotrypsin-like elastase family member 2A. The record is from RefSeq and is a predicted model, not a curated record. Gene Ontology annotation, molecular function: serine-type endopeptidase activity. Lineage: Eukaryota; Metazoa; Chordata; Actinopteri; Pleuronectiformes; Soleidae. Gene Ontology annotation, biological process: proteolysis. Bases 5 to 808 code for a protein of 267 amino acids. The transcript is spliced from 8 exons.